Molecule: messenger RNA, 297 nt
Organism: Rotaria sordida
Lineage: Eukaryota; Metazoa; Rotifera; Eurotatoria; Philodinida; Philodinidae
Source: the annotation of a GenBank genome assembly
AUGGAUUCUUCUUCGUCGUCAACCAAAAGUAAACCAUUAGUAGUAAUAACAGGCGCAUCAUCAGGUAUUGGUGAAGCUUGUGCUCGAUCAUUUUCUGCAGCUGGUUAUCCUCUUUUACUUAUUGCUCGUCGUCUUGAUCGAUUGCAAGCUUUAAAACUUCCAGACAAUGUUAUUUGUGCACAGGUUGACGUUACAGAUAGAACAAAACUUAAAGAAGCCAUUGAAAAAGCUGUCAAAAGAUAUGGACCUGUUGAUUGUUUAGUAAACAAUGCAGGUGUUAUGCUUUUGGGUAAAGUA